AUGGCGUCUUUUGAAGAAGCGAAGGAGAUGCAGAGCAGCACGAGAGCCGGCGAGGUUCAGGCGUUCGUGGGGUCGAUCGUUGUCAUCGUGUCGUGCUGCAUUUACCUCGUGUGGGCCUAUGUUCCAAACAGCGUUCUUCUCUCUAUUGGCUUGUCAUACUAUCCCUCAAAGCACUGGGCGUCUGUCAUCCCAGCGUUCCUUAUAGUCACCGUCGUCUGCGCGCUCCUGCUCUACUCGGGCGUUAACCGCCUUUCCGUGCAGCCCGCCUCUUCCAAAUUCUCCAUCCAUGACAACUUUGCACGGAUGCAGCCCCCCAUGACCCACACCAUCUCCCAACCAAUUUCACAGCCACCUCGGCAACCCUCCCAUAGCCCAUCACCACUUCCAUCAACCCUGGACCCGCCGUCCACAGUAUCUGCUCGCAAUAUUCAAAGUGGUUAUUGGAAUAAUGAGGAGGAAGGGGUGCUGCGGCAGUCUGGUUCCACUAGAUAUCAUGGGAUGAGACUCUACCGCUCGCCUAGUGAGCAGGACGCCAUGCUGUUGAGUCGGAGAGCCCCCAUUCCUCCCAUUCAUGACUUGCCAAUUACUCUGGUUAAUGAUCUUUUGUAUGGCUAA
Closterium sp. Naga37s-1 is the source of this 615-nucleotide messenger RNA. The record is from the annotation of a GenBank genome assembly. Lineage: Eukaryota; Viridiplantae; Streptophyta; Zygnematophyceae; Desmidiales; Closteriaceae.